AGGCGUGCAGUUGGUUCAAGGCACAGUCCCAGGAUCGUUUUCCCGACCGCAUUUUUUUCUCUCCCGAUGGAGUGCCGGCUGCGGUCGACUGGAGAUUUCAUCAUCAUACCUGACCCCUUCACCACGCCAGGCACGCAUGUCGCCACCUAUGCCUGCUUCUACGCCAUCUCCGGCACGAUGCUGAUCUGCAUGUUGGUAGUGAUUUGGCUCCUAUCCAGGAGUUUGGAAAAAGGUAAUCAAAUACAUGUGCACUGGGCUUCGCUAUGUAGGCGCCCCUUUUUGUCGGAUGCCUUCUACUUGGGCUUCUUCUUCUUGGGCUUCUUGGGUUUCGCCUUUCUUGCCGCGGCUGCGCAGACCCAGCCGGCGGGCGACAAUGGCGUCAUGUUGGUGGCAGAGAUUCUUCAAUGUUUGUCCUGGAUGUGCUUACUUCUCAACAGCUGCUGCAUUCUUGAACAAUUGCAGGUGAGAAGAGCUGGGCGGGUUUCAAUGUGGCUAGCCUGCCUCUUGGUGCUGUUAUUAGCUGUGCUGGAUUUGGCCAUGUCACUUGGCCCACAUUUCAUUGGGACAGCAAGUCUUUCCAGCCUCAGCGCGGCACUAUGUGUGCCUGCAUUUACACUUGCUCACGAAGAGACAAAGACGGCUGCGCCCGCCUUCAAGGCAGGCCUGUGCUUCAUGUAUUUCACCAGCUAUUUGGUGAUCGCGGCCUUGGAGCCGUUUUGUGGCUAUGCUGCGCACCCCACCUGCUACUCGUUGUGCAACCUUGGCUCGCCGGGCGCCCAUGUGGCUGUUGCGACUCCCCUCUUGUUGCUCGCAGGCCCAUUCCUUUGCUUUAUGCAAACCACUAACCCGGAUCAGGCCUCUGGGCCGCGCAUAAAACCUGUGCCACCAGACGCUCCUGCUUCUGACCCGGACCCGGACCCGGAGCCAGAGCCCACCGGCCGCGACGAGGAGACAUGAGCACGCUUGCUCGCACACUUUUCAAGCUAGGAGAACAGCUGGCUGGUUGAUGGUUUCACUCCUAUAUAAGGCCGGCAAGAGUCGAAGACUCAUGCCCAUGAGUUUUACCAUGCUUCAAGUCCUUGCGACCCCCAACUGGGUUUUGGACAGGCGUAAACGGAAAGGACUCAUAGCUUGCUGACCAAGUUUCAGGACUUGAUACUCUUU
Molecule: messenger RNA, 1164 nt
Organism: Effrenium voratum
Lineage: Eukaryota; Dinophyceae; Suessiales; Symbiodiniaceae
Source: the annotation of a GenBank genome assembly